CACAGUUCAAGCGUCAAGGAUGCUGAAGAGGCACAGCUUAAGGAAAUGAAGUGGGAAUUCUGGCAAAUAAUCUAUAAGAAAGAGAAGAAGCUGAAGGAGGUAAAAAAGGCUGUGAAAACUCUGAAGAGCUCUGCACAGGCAGCAGUGGAGGACAGUGAGAGGAUCUUUACUGAGCUGAUCCGCUCCAUUGAGAAAAAGCGCUCUGAGGUAACAGAGCUGAUCAGAGCUCAGGAGGAGGCUGAACUGAGUGGAGCUGAAGAACUCCUGGAGCAACUGGAGCAGGAGAUUGCUGAUCUAAAGAGGAGAGACACUGAGCUGGAGCAGCUUUCACACACAGAGGAUCAUGUCCAGUUCCUCCAGAGCUUCCAGUCUCUCUGUGUCUCUUCUGGAUCUGAGGACUCACCCAGCCUCACUGUCCAUCAACAUCUCUCAUUUGAUGGAGUGAGGAAAUCUCUUUCUGAUUUGAAAGAGAGACUAGAGGAAUUCUGCAAGCAGGAAUUCAGGAAAAUCUCUCUGUACAGUGAAAGGAGCUCUGCUGAUGAAGACCAUGAGGAUGAAUUUUUACCUGCCCAGAGUGUUUACAGGUGCAAAAAGAGAAUAGAUUUCUGUCGUCUGACUCUGGAUCCCAACACAAUAAAUCAGUACCUCAGUCUGGCUGAGAAGAACAGAGUGGUGAUGCACAGUGGGAGAUUCCAGCAUUACUCUGACCAUCCAGAGAGAUUUGACUACUGGUAUCAGGUGUUGAGUAAGGAGAGUGUGAGUGGACGCUGUUACUGGGAGGUUGAGUGGAGCAGUGAAGGAUGGCUGUACAUCUCAGUCUCAUAUAAAGGGGUCAGCAGGAAAGGACAGAGUAAUGAAAGCUGGUUUGGACACAACGGUCAGUCCUGGAGUUUGCAGUGUUCUCCCUCUCUCUCUUUCUAUCACAACAACAUUCAGACUGAGAUCUCAGCCUCAUCCUCCUCCAGAAUAGGAGUGUAUGUGGAUCACAGUGCAGGAACUCUGUCCUUCUACAGCGUCUCUGACACAAUGACCCUCCUACACACAGUCCACACCACAUUCACUCAGCCGCUCUAUGCUGGAUUCUGGGUGUGUCCUGGAACUGUGAGGUUGUGUGAUCCACAAUGA
Messenger RNA from Pygocentrus nattereri (red-bellied piranha), 1125 nucleotides. Its product is annotated as tripartite motif-containing protein 16-like. The transcript has 5 exons. NCBI's taxonomy places the organism in Eukaryota, Metazoa, Chordata, Actinopteri, Characiformes, Serrasalmidae. The record is from RefSeq and is a predicted model, not a curated record. Gene Ontology annotation, molecular function: protein binding. The coding region runs from base 46 to 1125 and encodes 359 amino acids.